Haemonchus placei is the source of this 2331-nucleotide messenger RNA. Lineage: Eukaryota; Metazoa; Nematoda; Chromadorea; Rhabditida; Trichostrongylidae. The record is from the annotation of a GenBank genome assembly.
AUGCUCGGUGAGUUGGAAGAACUCGAAAGGGAAAUAGACUGCGACCUUGAGAAGAUAGCGAAAGGGCUGCAGGAACGAUAUGUUGAGUUUCAACCACUACUGAAAGUUGCCGAAGAAGAUCUUGUCAUGAAAUUGGAAGAUUUGUCAAACAACGUCAAUGAAAAGCUACAUCUCGCGGACAGUUUUCUACGCGAAAACAGUAUGGAUUCGUCUGGAGAACAGAAAUCGCGGCUUACUUUGACCGCACAAGACCGUGCCCUCCGCAAAAAGCUAGCGGACUUAUCGGAAUGCCGUCAACUGCUCGAUAAAUUUCAAAACAUCGAGGCACUUCUAAUUGCGUGUCGUUCUAAUUCACUCAGUAAAAUCCAUGAAGCCACUAAUCUGCUCGAAUGCGAGUCGCUUCUCAACGAAAUAACACAGGACGACGGAUGGCCCAUUUUAACUGGUCGUUGUCGCGAUAUGCUUCGCGAUGAAAUUUCGUUUAUGAUGAAGUCGCUUGUGUAUACAUUAACGUGCAGCUUUGAUGAAUUUGUUUCCUAUCCUUCGACCGAGGUGAAGGGUACUGUUCAUAUGCAUAUUCGGAACAGUGAUUCGAAAGAAACCUCUGAGGUUCUCGCUGCACUGAGUCUUGUGGGUGAACUCGACAGACGAAUGAAGAAAUGGGCUUCGUACAUUGUGAAGAACUUUGUCCAACCUAUUAUCGAUAGUGAGAAUGGUGUGGAUCCAUACGAACGAUUCUCUGUUUCGAAUAAUACUGCAAAAUUCACUGCCAGCUCCAAAGUCAGACCAACUGUUCGUGGUAUCUCUUUGGAGGGAAUUGUUGGUGGAUUGAAACGUUUCUUCACCCAUCUGGCAUCGGCUAUUGAUGGAAUCGUGCUUAACAAUCGACCAUUGUCUUUGUGUCUCGGAGGAUUCUUACAAGAAGAUCUCAUGACAAUUUUCUUGAAGCAGUGCGUCGCCGCCUCGAUACCAGUACCAGAUUCAGAUGGAUCAAAACUGAAACAUGCCAUGGAAAUCGCCGAACAAUUCAGAAAAGAUAUGAUAGAGUUAGGCUUUUUCAACGAUGCUACACCAACAUUCCACGCAGUUUCCGAGCAGCAUUUCACAGUAUUCAUCGAUCGAAGAUGUUUGGAGGUAAUCAAAAGAGCGAAGGAGUUGAUUUGUAUGCCGUAUUUGGAAUUGGCUGAGGUGGGGACUGGUGAAGAGGUCAGUGAAGAGACCAUCCUCCAGUACAAGGAAGCGUUUGGAAAAACAAUACCUAAAUCAGUUACCUCAUGUGACAGCGUAUAUCCAUUACUACUGCAACUACCUCGUUGUAAAGUUAGUCAAUCUACGGUGGAUUUGAUGGAACUUGUUUUCUGUACAUUAAAUGAUGCCGUCGCUACUGAUAAUGAGAAACUGGGUGCCCGUCUCACGCUGACUGCCCGCAAUGUGGUUCAGCUGUUUGAGUUGACAGCACCCCGACAUCAUGGAACAGCGAUUUCAUCGAUGCCACAGAUGGCUGCAAUAUUCUACAAUAACUGUUAUUACAUUUGUCAUCGACUUAUGUUGCUACCAUUCAGCGUUCUAAAAGGAGUCAACAAGCAGUCUGAAAAGUACGCAAAUGUCCGCCUGAUUUUGACAGAUUCGCUCUGGAAGCUGCGCGAGUUGGGGGCCGACAUGUUGGAGCAGACGAUUCGGCAAUGUCGACGUGACAUCAGUGUCAUGUUGGUGAAAGAUGAUCUGUUUGUGAAGAUAGAUGAUCUCGAACGUUGCGAUGAGACGAAGGAUGUGCUCAAUGCGUGCCUUAAACAUGUGCAGACCAUUUCUCGUCGUCUCAAGGAAGUUUUGGCUGAGAUGGUGUACUCGCAAACGAUGGCAAACAUUGUUUCAUUUCUUUUGGACAGUAUUUGUGAUGUGAUCCUACGUAUGGAGGAUAUACGGUCGGUGGACGCAGACAUCUCAGCCGAUAUGGUUGACAACCUGUUGACAGAGUUGGCCCCUAUUUUCGCGGUAAACGGCCGCUCAGCUAUUCAUGAGAUCUGUUCCACGUCGUACUUCCGAAUGAAGGAGAUCAUCUUCUGCUUGAAAGGAAGUCUUCAGGUGGGGAUAUCGCGCUUGUAUGAGGCGUCAACACAGCUGCCUUUAUGGCAGAAUGAAAUCAAAUCGCUUAAUUGCAAAUUUGUUAUAUCUUUGUAUUUGAAAAAAUUAUUUCAGAGCAUCGAUGACCGUUGGUGCAGCGCCAAGGGCCCAUUAGCCCAAUGGCUUCAACCUGGAGAAGUCCGAUCACUUAUUAAAGCCUUAUUCAUGAAUACAGAACAACGACGUCAAUUAUUGGAUUCGAUCUUUUGA